UUUUUUUUUUCUGUUUCCAUUACUUUCUUUUAUUUUCCUUUCCUUUUCUUUCCUUUCCUUCCUCUCAAUCCCAACAUACCAUAAGGAUUAUUGAGAUGGAUGAUCAAGAAUUUCGACGCCUUCUAGAUCUCUUCCCUGUUGUUCGACCUCGUGACUACCACGCUGAGUUAGAUUCAUCGAGACAAUCAACUUCCCGUUCAGCAUCGAAUAGGGCUCUUAGUGAGUGGCAAGAUGCAUGGAAUGAUGGUGAAAGAAAGGAAAAGGAAAAUCAAGAAGUUGAUCUGCAUGAUAAGUUCUGGCAGAAGCUAAAGUUGGCAGCUGAGAGGAAGGUGGGUGCAGCAGAGGCAGACAAAUUUUGCAAGGCUUUUCAAGACGUUCACAAGAAGCUUGUGCACGAGGGGUUGAGUUUUGAUGCUGCUCAGAAGUUCCUAAACUCGUGAAACCGCCGAGGGAUGGUCCCUGCAUGGCUUGUUUAUGGAGUAGUUGAAGAAUCGUUUUGGUAGAAGCUUAUGAUCAAAACCAUUGUUCUUGUGCCUUUUCAAAUGAGUUGAUCAAAUUUGAUAGUGUAACCUACAUUCAAUUGACCAAGACACUUAGUUUAAAAG
Messenger RNA from Durio zibethinus, 605 nucleotides. RefSeq lists its product as uncharacterized. The record is from RefSeq and is a predicted model, not a curated record. Lineage: Eukaryota; Viridiplantae; Streptophyta; Magnoliopsida; Malvales; Malvaceae.